AUGAGAGACUGUAUGACUACUUGGGGAUGGUCGACAGACGGUUGUAUCUGCCCGAUGCGAUGCUUGGAGCGGUCUUUUGAGACUACGGUAUCUAGCGCUAAAUGGAGGAUACAGUCGGGUACUGUAAUUGCCCAAUCGCUUUGCAAUGGAGACCAAUGUGACGAGACGAUAGAUUCUGCGAUGCUUGUUAAUAUUUACUACGAAAGUUUAAACGAAAAAGUGACAAUUGAGAGCUUUUCGUAUCCGACCAUAAAUUUUAUGUCCGAUACCGCUGGCCAGUGCGGUUUUUGGAUUGGCCUUUCGUUUUUGAGCCUGAUCGAAUUUGUCCUCCUGCUUUGGUCGAUAGGAAAAGGCGUAGUACCAUCGCCAAGAUACCUCAUCCAUCUCUACUACCAACGCAAGUACAGAAACGAACAAAUGACGCCAAAUAUCACGCCGCCAUCCUCUAGUGGCAUUAGUGCUGUUGAGGAACCGGAAAAAACCGCUUCCCACUAUUCACCACCAUCACGUCCGACGAUUGCUUACACUUUUCGGAAAAAGAAGCCUCUCGGAGCUAGGGGAUCUGUCUCGUUUCAA
Molecule: messenger RNA, 576 nt
Organism: Mesorhabditis spiculigera
Lineage: Eukaryota; Metazoa; Nematoda; Chromadorea; Rhabditida; Rhabditidae
Source: the annotation of a GenBank genome assembly